AUGAGCUCCACCAACUUUGCCCAGGCUCAAGAGCGCCUGGCCGCGCGCCGACAAGCUCGAGAACGAGAGACACAGGCGCGUUUCACUGCACAACGAGAAGCAUCGCGCGCCUGGUCACAAGUGUCGCGACUGCCCUUUCCACUCAAUCGGCUGGGAUCUUCGUCGCUUUCUACGUGGGAGCUCAUAUCGUCGAGAGAGGGAACCAGGCCUGCAUUUCGAGUCGGGCAGGUGGACGCCGAGCUUCUAGACGAGGAGCUUGUUGAGCUUCUGCAGAGCCAGGUAGGCGAUGCCCUCAAAUACUUUGGCGGCAACAUAAAAGACGACUGGUCUACCGAGAUUAUACUUGCACUUCGCGCCGUGCUCUUCAAGCUCACUAUAUGGGACCACGAUGCGACGUACGGAGCAGCGCUACAGAACCUGAAGUAUAGCGAUGCGCGGAGGGAAGGAUCCGUCUUGGUAGCUCCAAGCAAGUGGCAAAAGGCCCUCUACGGACUCAUCACUGUUGGGGGCAAAUACGGAUGGGCCAAAUGGGAAAAUUGGCUGCUUGACCAGGACAAUGGAUACGACCCGCCUACACCACUUGUACGGAGGAUGGGUGUCAUUACUGACAGGCUAACCACCGUUCAUUCUGUCGCAGCUUUUGGGUCCUUUCUUGUCUUCCUGCUUCACGGAAGAUAUCGGACACUGCUGGACAGGGUACUACGCAUGCGCCUGGUACCACCCACAAGCCAAGUCAGCCGCGAGGUGUCCUUUGAGUAUCUUAAUCGCCAACUUGUCUGGCAUGCAUUUACAGAAUUCUUGCUCUUUGUUCUCCCUCUUGUUGGCAUCAACCGCUGGAGGAGAUGGUUGAGCAGGACCUGGCGAAAAACCAAGGAGAUCGUCCAUAUCAGCAGCGAGGACGAGAAGAACAGCAAACAGGGCGAGUAUGCUUUUCUUCCUGAAAGAACAUGUGCGAUUUGUUACCAGGACCAAAACUCAGCCACCUCUGAAUCCGAAGUUCUCGCCGCCUCAAGCGGCGUCGUGGGUUCAGCGCAGACUGAUAUCACAAAUCCGUACGAGACCGUACCUUGUGGGUGUAUAUACUGCUUCGUCUGCCUGGCUACGCGGCUGGAACGUGAGGAAGGCGAGGGAUGGACAUGCUUGCGCUGUGGAGAACUAGUCAAGGAGUGCAAACCAUGGAGCGGAGAUGUCUUGGAGCCACCCACCAAAUCGCCAACUUCAUCUCCGAAACGCGUCGGUUUCGCCGAGGAUGUCAAGUCACCAUCAUCUGAAGAGGAGAUUGGUGGCUCGGUGCAGUUUAUCGACGGGCAACAAAAUAGUCCAGCUGAACACGCCGAAGACUCCGAAGACGAAGACUCCGAGCAUACCGACUCGGAGAUAUACGAAGAAGAAGAGGAUGGCGAGGCUGAUUACAAUGACUAA
This is a messenger RNA of Truncatella angustata, 1422 nucleotides long. RefSeq names its product Pex12 amino terminal region-domain-containing protein. Gene Ontology annotation, biological process: protein import into peroxisome matrix. The record is from RefSeq and is a predicted model, not a curated record. Gene Ontology annotation, cellular component: peroxisomal membrane. The transcript has a single exon. Lineage: Eukaryota; Fungi; Ascomycota; Sordariomycetes; Amphisphaeriales; Sporocadaceae. Bases 1 to 1422 code for a protein of 473 amino acids. Gene Ontology annotation, molecular function: zinc ion binding.